AUGGAUAUCAAAGGCUACGCUUUCGUGACUGGUGAAGCAAGCGGAAUCGGUAGAGCAUUCUGCUUGGCCUUUGCUAAGGAGGGUGCCCGUGGCGUGAUCGUCGCUGAUCUGAACGCGGAGGGGUCCAAGGAGACUGUUGCCCAGGCAAAGGCUGUUGCCACCAACCCAGACUUCCAGCUUUUUGGCCGAAUUCACUAUGCAGUCCACUCUGCCGGUAUCCCCGGAGGCACCUUUGAUCCUAUUUCGGAAGCAAACUUCGCCGAUUUCAAGCACUUGCUUGAGGGUCACGUUCAUGGAACAUUCCUCGUCAAUAGCUAUGUGUCCGCCGCGAUGAAGAAACAGGAGCUUGAACAGGCGAGUCCGACUGAUGCGCUACGAGGCAAGACUCGUGGAUCCAUCGUGAACAUUUCCUCGGUAUCUUCCUUUAUCGCUGUUCCCAAUAUGGUGCAGUAUACUACUUGCAAGCAUGCGAUGAUCGGCAUUACCAAGACCGCCGCACUCGAUAACGCCUCUCUUAAUAUCAGAGUCAACUGUAUCUGCCCGACUUGGACAGAUACUCCCAAGACUCGGCGAGCAACGGAGGUGGCUCCAGGUCUGGAGGAGGCACUCUUGGCCACUAUCCCAAUGGGUCGACUGGGAAGACCAGAGGAGGCCGCUGACGCUUCCGUUUUCUUGUGCAGUUCAAAAUCUAGCUUCACCACUGGAACGUCACUCAGCCUGGACGGCGGAAUGACUUUGGGUUCCAAGGCCUAG
Cryphonectria parasitica EP155 is the source of this 753-nucleotide messenger RNA. Its product is annotated as NAD(P)-binding protein. The transcript has 5 exons. Lineage: Eukaryota; Fungi; Ascomycota; Sordariomycetes; Diaporthales; Cryphonectriaceae. The record is from RefSeq and is a predicted model, not a curated record. Gene Ontology annotation, molecular function: oxidoreductase activity. The coding region runs from base 1 to 753 and encodes 250 amino acids.